Saccharomyces mikatae IFO 1815 is the source of this 2868-nucleotide messenger RNA. It is a transcript of the gene BIR1, whose product is annotated as survivin. The transcript has a single exon. The record is from RefSeq and is a predicted model, not a curated record. NCBI's taxonomy places the organism in Eukaryota, Fungi, Ascomycota, Saccharomycetes, Saccharomycetales, Saccharomycetaceae. The coding region runs from base 1 to 2868 and encodes 955 amino acids.
AUGAAUGAUCAAAUAGAUAAAAUGGAGAAUCGAUAUACUAUGACCAAACUGGAAGAUAGAUUUAAAACCUUCCAAGAUGGUGUUAUGCUUGACAGAAAAAAGUUGAGAUGGAGUUUUAAAGUCAUUCCGUAUCAGGCAAUGGCCAAGCUUGGAUUUUACUUCGAUCCAGUGGUAGAUCCAAAGACGUCUAAAUUGAGGAAAGACUCUGUGGGAUGUUGUUAUUGCCGCCAUCGAACAUAUGAUAUAAGAGAAUGCAGAUCCAAAAGGAAAGAUGUUCUUGAAACGCUGAGUAAUAUUAUGAGGAAACACCUGACUGAUUCGAAUAGUAAACAAGCAUGCCUUUUGAUCUACCUGCGAAAUAAGCUAUUGACGGAUCAUUGCUUUCAUAUGGGAGUCUCAGACUGGAAAAAUGACAAGUAUUUUAGCAACCCAGAUAGUGAAAACGUAGUUAGCUUGAGAAAAUUUACUUUUGAGAAUAACUGGCCUCACAAUGACGCCCAAAACGCACACCAACUUGAUAUAAAAAACAUGGUUGACGCGGGACUCGUACGCUAUAACUUCAGUGUAGAAGGAUUAAGCAAUCCAAACAUGGAUAAGACGCUCAUGAAUGACUCCUGUUAUUGUAUUUAUUGCAAACAGCUUUUGCAAGGUUGGUCCAUUCAUGAUGAUCCGGUGAAACGACAUUAUGAGGUUUCUAAAAAUGGAGAUUGUUACUUCUUCCAAACGCGUAACCGAUUUGAAAAGAAAAGAUAUGGCAAGACCAGUAUUAUUGACGCUUCAGAGACUAGCAUUAAAAAUGAUGAGAUCAUCGCUACACUUGAUGAAAAGAGGGAAGAAGAUGUGAUGGUAGUAAAAAGCACAUCUCAAAGGCAGGAUAUCUUAUCUCGUUCUCCUUCAUCUAGCAUUGGUCCUCCAAUUGAUUAUGAUAAUCGGUCGAAUAAUUCGGUUAUUCAACACAAUACGGGUGUUCUUAGGGGAACAAAAGGCGGGCAUGGAAAACAGGUUAAUGUGGAAGAAAAAGAACAGAUUAAUUCAGAGGGUGUGGGCACAUUCUUGGAGGGGCAGAGUAUCACCCGUGAUAUAUCAUUGGAUGAAAACGAUACUUUGUUUAUGCCUUCUACCAAGAAAGUUAAACGUCCAAAUGCUGAUUUGACUCAAUUAUCAUCUCCUAUAAGAAAGAGAAGGAAGUUCAAAAGAAUAUCCCCUAGAAAAAUCUAUGAUGAUGAUGGUAGCGACCUUGAUAAUAAUACUAACGGGACAGAAAGCAAAGAUAAAGAUUUAGUAAUAGAUUUUACAAGCCACAUCAUCAAAACUAGAGACGUCGGGAGAAAAAAUGCUAUUUUAGAUGACAGUACAGAUGAAUUUAGUUUCAGUAACCAAGGACAUAGUACCUUUGACAUACCUAUACCGACUUCAUCACAUUUACUCAGGGGCAUAGAUUCUGAUAAUAAUAUUGUUACACAGGAGGAUAUUAUUGGUGUGAAGAUAGAUACAAAAGGAGAAUCGUUCAAAGAGGGUAGUUGUUCUGUUAAAACUGAGGAAGAUGUAAAAGUCAGCGGUAUAAAACCCAUUGAUAAUACCAAAAAUGCUAAUAUUCUUAUAAAAGUGCCAACUAUAGAUCGGAAGUUAGAUGAAGUUAAUACAGGUACGUGCUCCUUCAGUGUAACUUCAGAGCCGUUAGAGACACAUGGGUUAAGCGGAAAUAACUUUGAGAAGGUAGAAGCACGUAUAGAAAACUCUCAAUACAAAAACGAUGCAACAAUACGGAAAUCUUCAGAUACAUUUCAUUCUGGUAAAUUGUGUAGUAUUUCCAGUAAAAUUACCACAACACCAAAAGGGAAAUCGAGUGUGAGUGACUGCGAGACAUCUGAUGUAUUCCUAAUCAAAAGAAUUCCUGCAGAAGGUCAUUCUGAACCAAAGAAAAAGUUAGAAGAACCAGAAAGCUUACCAUUAAAUGGAAGAACUGUUGCAACGCUAAGAAAACUGGAUAAUAUUAACAUAGAUGUAAACUUAUCGGCAUCUGAUUUUUCAAUCUCAUCGCACUCUGAGCAAUCGUCUAAAAGUUCAAGCGCUAUCUCAACACCAAUAGCAAGUCCUAAAAUAAACUACACACGCAGCAUACGUGCAGUCAAGGAGCUCUCUGGCGUUGAAAAAGAAAUUUUCUAUGACAAAGGUUUAAGUAAUAAUCAUGAAAGUAUGAAAACACACGAAGAUGCACCUGUGAAGAAUGAAACACUAGAUGAUGAGGUACCAUUUUUUGAGACUGGUACACCAAUUUCAUCUCAAGAAAACAAGUCAAAAAAGUUAUUUGACGAAGAAUUUUUGGAUAAGUGUUUGGAUGUGCCUAUUGACACAUCAACGGUGGAGAUUAGAAAUGUUCAUAAGACUACAUCUCGGUCGAUCCCACCAAUCACUAACAAUUCGAUGUCCGCCACAGAGUUUCAGCCAGAUUUUCCACGCAUAGAAGAACAAAGAAAGGAAAUAAACACAAAUCUGGUGAAGGAGGAGGGCAGAGUAGGGGAAGCGGAUGCAGGAGAAUGGUUUGGAAUUGAUGAAAAUAGGCUUCUUGUAAAAAACUACUUCCAUGAUUUAUUGAAGUAUAUAAACAACAAUGACGCUACGUUGGCUAAUGACAAAGAUGGAGAUCUCGCCUUUUUAAUUAAGCAAAUGCCCAAUGAAGAGUUGGAAAUGACGUUUAACAGUUGGGUGGAUCUGAAAGUGCAAUCUAUCAAACGUGAGUUUAUAGAUGAUUGUGAUAAGAAGUUGAAUAUAUUGAGAAGUAAUUACUAUACCGCUACCACCUAUGUUGAAAAUUUGGAAGACGAUGACGAACUAAUAAAGAUUGCCAAGAAAAUGGGUAUUUUAUAG